UCUUGUUCUUCAAACGUACGGGAAACGUGCACCCGCGAACUUAUCUCAUAAUUUCCACACCCCGUCCAAGUCACUUCCGCGCAUACACAAAUACGUCGCUUAUAUGUUAUGCUCAUAUGAUUAGUUUACACAUCAGUCGUGACGAAUGCAUAAGUGAAAUAAUAAUAUUAAAAUAAAAAAGAUUCUAAUUGUACAAGAUAUUAAUCAAUUUACACACCGGAAAUGAAUGGCGCUAAAUGCGCCGCGUGCCUUGUCGCCGUUUUGUUCGUAUUAUUCGCUUUCGUAGUAAAAGGUGCAAAAUCAAUAAUAUGUUAUAAGUGUAACUCCAGGUUUGACGAAAGAUGUGGAGACCCUUUUAUACCCUAUAACAUUGGCCAAGUUGAUUGCAAUAUUACUGAAAAACCUUCUCACUUGAUAGAAUAUAAUCCAGUCAUAUGUCGAAAAAGUAUUCAGCGCAUUCACAGACGAGUACAAAUUGUAAGAGAUUGUGGGUACAUUGAAGAUCAAGUCCACGACAAUGAAGACUGUUACAGCAGACUGGGCUCGCACGACACAGAGGUCACGCAUUGUUCGUGUACGAUGAACUUGUGCAAUGGUUCAGGUCUAUUAGAGAAGCCUUACGUUGUAGUUCUAAUCGCGAGCACUGCUGUCAUGGGCCAUUUUUUCGGUGUAGUGUAGUUUAAAUCUGCACAUCACACUAGACUUGAAUAUUAAAGGUGAAUAAUAAUACGAUUGAAAUGUAAAACAUUGAACAUUUUUUAAAUAUUUUAUUUUUUAUUUAUAAUAUAAAACAGUUAUUUAGCUUUUACAAUAAUCCUGACCUGGAGGUACGGCUAUAAUUCAUCCGUUAAUAUGUUAAAAGUGCGUACUUGCAUAGGAUGUGAACAUCAUAGGUUAAUGUCAUGUAAUAUUCUAAGGGAUGACGUGGUACUUUUUAUGAUGAAUUACAUUUUGUAUUUAAGGUACAGUGAAAGGCGUAAAAUCUGUACGCAAAUCAAUUUAAGUAUUAUGGCUGUCUAGUAUUAUUUCUGUUCGUGUAACCCUAAAGGUGUUUGACGGUACCUCCGGUUUGUAUUUCAUGUUUUAUGCAUAAAAACGAAUACUAUUAAAAAUUUCUCGUUUAAUAUUGGAGUGUUUUUGCAAGGCUUGAUUAAAAUAUAAAUUGUUAUAAGUUUUGCAUUCUAAAAGAUUUAAAAAUAUGUACAUAUGAAAACUAUUUUAUUAUAUAUUGUGUCUCAUUUAGUGUAAAUUAGUAUGCAAUUAAAAUUUUGUAUACCAAUGAUCAAAUGACAUUAUGAUUUUAUUUUUAAUUAUUUUAAUAUUGUCUAUUGGUAAUAAUAAUUUUAAAUAUUAGUUUCGUUACUAUUUACAUUCAUGUUUAUCGUACAAGAAACAUCGUUAUAGAAUGACUAGUUUACAUUUUCAACAUGUUUAUACGUAUUAUUAGCCAUGUAUUUGAUUUAUGUUCACUUGCAACACGCGAAUUACUAUUGUUAUGUAUUAUUUUUUGUAUAAAUGUUACAACGCGUUAUUCCUUAAGUACCUGUUAUACACCUGUAUAAUACACAGUAUUCGGUACUAUACAAGUGUGUCUCAGAUCUAACUGGCUGUUUUUGAUUCAAUUAUCAUUUCGUAAAAAUGAUUUUAAUAAUUAUUACUGUCUUAGAAUAUAUUCAAACAAUAUUUUAUAUUUCUCUAAAUUUUAAAAUAACCAUUAUUUAGUUUUUUCUUAAAAAAGUGUCCGUUGGUCGAUAACAACUUUAGGACAAGUACUUGUUGAGUUAAGUGAGUAUGAAACACAGGCGAAGUAUACAUACACGAGUAUGGGCUGCAUCCGAUCGCGUCCCAUACGCAUUCUAUAUAUUAAAAUGCUUGUAACUUGAUCAGUACUUGUCCUUAAAUUAUCAUUGAUCCAUCAAUAAUUUUUGUAAGAAAAUUAUUAAAAAUGGUGGUUUCAAAAUUAAAAAAAAAAAAUUUUAUUGUUAAUUUUUUAUUUUAUUAGUGAUAAAUAAUAAAAUAUAUGUUUUAAACGUAAUCUAAAGAGGUAAUGAUUAUUUAAAAAAAAUUUUGAACAAAAAAAUAAUUAAAUCAAAAGUUAUAAGUGUUUUCGGAUAGAUCUGAGAACUAUAUGUACGCAUACUGUAAAGUAAUGUUAUUGUUGUGUUGUUUUUAAAACUGUAUGUUUACUGGCUUGACUUGGGCAUAAUAAAGCCAAAAUAAUAAAAAAAAUUUUACGCAUUAUAUGUACUUGGAAUUUUCUGUGCGAUUGCAUUGCCAUUAUAUUCAGUGGCGUAUUAAGGGUUUCGGCGCCCCGGGGAAGUUUGUAUUAGAUGCCAUCCCUAAAAUUUUUUUUUAAACAAACUUAUACCAAAAAAAAUUUCUAGCUAUCCCACUGCAAAUAACUCUUCGAUAUCUCAGUUAUUAAAAUUUUAUAAUUUGCAUAAACGCAAGAAAAUAAUUUAUAAAUAACGUCGUUACAUAGAUUUUUAUCUAAGUUUUAUAGAGUUCAUCGGCUGAGACGUCACCAAAAUCUCAGGGGCGCCCUUUUCAUUGUGCCCUGAGGCAGCUGUCGCGGGUAGCCUCUUAUGAAUUGUAAUAUUAUAUUUAUUUUCUUAUGAAUUAUAUUUAUUUAUAUCAUAUUAAUUGUAUUAUUCAUGACGCUCGUGUUAAUCAAUUGUUCUUUUAAAUAAACAAGUUUAAUUAUUAUUUAAUAAUA
Messenger RNA from Daktulosphaira vitifoliae (grape phylloxera), 2716 nucleotides. RefSeq lists its product as uncharacterized. The coding region runs from base 223 to 678 and encodes 151 amino acids. Lineage: Eukaryota; Metazoa; Arthropoda; Insecta; Hemiptera; Phylloxeridae. Gene Ontology annotation, biological process: regulation of synaptic transmission, cholinergic; positive regulation of voltage-gated potassium channel activity; sleep. The record is from RefSeq and is a predicted model, not a curated record. The transcript has 3 exons.